Messenger RNA from Aspergillus ochraceoroseus IBT 24754, 480 nucleotides. RefSeq lists its product as uncharacterized. The record is from RefSeq and is a predicted model, not a curated record. The transcript has a single exon. Lineage: Eukaryota; Fungi; Ascomycota; Eurotiomycetes; Eurotiales; Aspergillaceae. Bases 1 to 480 code for a protein of 159 amino acids.
AUGGUCUGGUUCAACAGCCGCUCCUCCACAUCGGAGUCCUCUCACGUCCGGAAACGUUCUCCCUCUCGACGCUCAACCUCUGGCUAUUCAACCCACCAUAGUCGGCACUCUGCGCCCUCAAUCUUCAGCUUCAGCGGCAGUCGCACUGGCCGAUCAAGCCCCUCUGUGUUUUCUUCUGCGUCCUCGUCGCGACGUGCUCGUCCUCGUUCUGGCUUCAUCCAGCGCGUCAUUCGCUAUAUCAGGCGUUUGUUCCGUGAUAUUUCCAGCUACGCUCGGCGCCACCCAUUCAAGGUUCUCAUGCUGGUGGUUCUCCCUCUCAUCACCAGCGGCGUACUCUACAAGCUCUUCGCCAUGAUUGGAAUCCACCUCCCCAAACAUAUCUUCGGUGGUAGUGCUGCGUCGUCUGCGAGGUCUGCUGGCCAGGAAGGCAUGGCUGGGAAUAUCAAGGGACUGAUGAACAUCGCGAAGAUGUUCAUGUAA